Messenger RNA from Paramecium tetraurelia, 1290 nucleotides. RefSeq lists its product as uncharacterized. Lineage: Eukaryota; Ciliophora; Oligohymenophorea; Peniculida; Parameciidae. Gene Ontology annotation, molecular function: nucleic acid binding. The record is from RefSeq and is a predicted model, not a curated record. The transcript has 5 exons.
AUGAUAUUACAAUAGAAAUAAGUAUUGAAUGAUAACCAUUUGCACUCCCUCAUUUAUAAAGGAGAAACCGACAUGCAUAUCUUGGAUACACUCUCCAUUGCUAAUUAUCAUAGUCCAGAUCCAUAAAUCAGGGAGUACCUAUUGAAAACAGCCAAACAACUUUAUAAGUCAGACUCAGAACUGCCAAAACUAUUACAAAGAUUUGAAUUGACUCUAAACAUCAUAGAAACUCAAUAGUUCAAUGCUAAGUAAUACUUAUCAUUGUAUGCUACCAUAAUGAGAACGAAAAUCAAGGAAUUUUACACUAACUAAAGAUUUCAGUUGUUUUGUAAUGUUUAUGUUCCCACCAAAUUUGCUAGAACAAUAUAUGUAUUUUGUUAUAAUCCUUCCCUCACUGGCUAUAUUGCCCUUAUUAAAAGUGUAUAGAUGACAAGUUUGAUUGCAAUGGAGGAAAUGUUAUCUCAAAUUGAUAAUAAAGAAAAGGAACAAUUUUAUACAUUUGAUGAUUUAUUCGAGGAUGUAUUGAUUUCCAUUCAUGCUUAGAAAACUGUCCCCAUAAUCAAUAUGACUCCAGAAAAAGAGCAAUAGAAACCGUUUGUCAGAAGACAUAAAAAGUCCUUAUCGGAACAUCAAAUAUUUGAUUUUUAGAGAGAGUAAAAAUAGUCAUAGAUCUUUUCACAAUUGCAAUCAUUUCAAUAAGAUCAACCUUUUUAUUUUACUUAGACCAAACCAUAGUCAUUUCUAUAGGAUGACUACUAAUUCCCUUCUUUGGAUUAAAUAAACUCUGAAAAAAACAAUUUAGCAUCUUCAGAUGAAUAGAAGAGAGGAUAGAUGCUUAUAAAUCAACUAGAUUAACAACUAACUUAUAAUCUUUAUCAGUAGAAAUUAGAAGAAGUUCUUCCUGACCCUGAUGACUUUGACGUGUUUCCAACUUUAGAAAUGAAUUCAGCCAUUGGUUUUACACCUAUAAAUAAAUUACAGCAGCAUAGUGACUAAAAGAAACAGAUGGCAAAUCCAAUCUACACAGGGAGAUUAAAGUUUUUUGAUGAAUAGAAAAACUAUGGAUUUAUUGUUAUGGAUGAAGAUAAGUCUGAUAUUUUUGUUCACUUAGAUGAUUUAUAAAAGGCUGGUGUAACAAAGGAGGUCUUGAAAACUGCUAAAUUGGGAUCCUAGAUUAGAUUUUAAUUUAAUUGCAUGGUCUAUGUUGGAAAGUAUAAAAGGUCUAGAAAGGCUGUUGAAUUGAAAUUACUAAGCAACUAACAAGCAAACAACUUAAAAGGAUAUUAAUGA